Molecule: messenger RNA, 1881 nt
Organism: Coffea eugenioides
Lineage: Eukaryota; Viridiplantae; Streptophyta; Magnoliopsida; Gentianales; Rubiaceae
Product: putative disease resistance protein RGA1
Exons: 1
Coding region: 1-1881 (626 amino acids)
Biological process (GO): defense response to other organism
Molecular function (GO): ADP binding
Source: RefSeq, a predicted model, not a curated record
AUGGAAGCAUUUGUGGGAAUUCUCGUAGAUACUUUGAAUUCCAUGAUCGAGGACGAGCUUGGAUUGCUUUGUGGCGUUGCAACCAACAUGCAAAAGCUUUCGCGCUUGCUCUCUACCAUCAAGGCAGUACUUGAAGAUGCUGAACAGAAGCAAUUCACAAACAAGCCAAUACAACAGUGGCUUCAGGAGCUCAAUGUUGUUUCCCAUGAAAUCGAUGAUGUAUUGGAUGACUACGCAGCUGAAGCCUCAAGAGUCAAGUACAAAAAUUCUGGUCGUUUUAGUUUGAUGUGUUACCUUGUAGCAGGAAACUUAGUGUUUCGUCACAGGAUUGGGAAAAGGAUGAAGGAGAUCCUUGAAAAAUUUAAUGCAAUAGCUGAUGAGCGAAUAAAGCUUGAUUUGAGUGAUCAGAAGCGUGGGAGCUAUUUCAAUGCAAGCCUUGAGACUGGAUCCAUGGUAAAUGAACCUGAAGUUCUUGGAAGGGACGAGGAAAAAGAGCAGAUUGUACACAUCUUGAUGAAAGAAAAGGAUAGAGAGGAUCAAAAUGUAUCAGUGCUCCCUAUAGUGGGUCUUGGAGGCCUUGGAAAGACAACACUUGCCCAAUUGGUGUUCAAUGAUGAGCGCAUAGCCAAGCAUUUUGAGCUAAAACUCUGGGUUUGGGUUUCAGAGGAUUUUGAUGUGAAGAGGAUUAUAAAUGCCUUAAUUGAGUCGGCGGAAGGGACUUCUGCUGAAGCUUCAGAAUUGGAUCCCCUCCAAAGAAAGCUUCAAGAGCUGUUGAGAGGGAAAAGAUACUUGAUUGUACUGGAUGAUGUCUGGAAUGAGAAUCCAGAGGAAUGGGAGAAACUGAAAUCUGUUCUGGAAUGCGGAUCAAGAGGUAGUUCAAUUGUCACGACAACUCGUAUGGAGAAGGUUGCCACAAUAAUGGGAACAUUACAAACACGUCAUCUGUCGAGUUUGUCAGAGAUACAGUGUUGGUCACUAUUUAGGCAACGAGCAUUCGGUCGUCAAGAGGCUGAAGAAUAUCCUAACCUUGUAGUUAUCGGAAAAGAGAUUGUGAAAAAAUGUGGUGGUGUUCCACUGGCUGCAAAGGCUCUCGGAGGCUUUCUACGAUUUAAAAGGGAAGAAAAUGAAUGGAACUACGUGAAAUGCAGUGCAAUUUGGGACUUAUCUGAAGAUGAAACACAUAUCUUGCCCGCAUUGAGAUUGAGCUACCUUAAUCUUCCAGUACAGUUGAGAGGUUGCUUUGCAUAUUGUGCAGUAUUUCCCAAGGGCUCUGAAAUUGAAGAAGAAGAGGUAAUACAUUUGUGGAUGGCAAAUGGAUUGAUUUCAUCUAAUGGAACGAUGGAAGUGGAAGAUGUUGGUGCUGCUGCGGUGACUGAACUACAUCAUAGAUCACUGUUCCAAGCCGUGGAGAAAGAUGUGUUUGGCCGUGCCCAUGAUCACACUUUUAAGAUGCAUGACCUUGUCCAUGAUCUGGCUCGAUCCGUAAUGGAGGCUAAACACGGUGGAAGAGAGUCAAACAGAACCAUGAUAUUGGGUAUGCCAGAUGAUCAGCUAACAGUGGCUUUUCCUAUUACAAGCACAGGCACUGACCAGUUUUCUUCUUUCAUGCCAAAAUGCGGUUCCCUGAGGGGGCUCAUUGUAAGGUCAACAAGGUGGGGAGAAGGGUUUACAGAGCUGCCACCUGCAAUAAGCAAACUAAAACAUUUAAGGCAUGUAAAUCUUUCAAGAUCUGACAUUGUUGAACUACCCAAUUCAAUUUGUGACUUGUGGAAUUUGCAAAUUUUAAACCUGAAUGGUUGUGGUAGAUUUCGGAGCCUGCCCAAAGGCAUGAGAUUCCUCAGAAAUCUUCGACAUCUUUGUCUACAGGGGUGUGGAGUUUGA